UAUCUUGAUGGAGAUAUCACCAUUUUCAACCGCGGGGUCGAUCGUCACAACGCACUCAAGGGCUUUGACUUUGGCUCCGCGGUGCAUGUAAGGGACGAGGAUUCAAAGACCAACUUCGGGAAGACCGAUUGGAUUUUCCAACCUGCCUUUACGUUUUGGCGUCUUGGGACGACGUGUUCCUCACGAGUCCGACAAGCGUCCGACAUUAAAUGCAUCAAACAAGAUCUUCGGGACGGUGAUUUCGCCGUGGCAUCUACGGCCAAGAAAUAUCGAGUGAGGUGUGAUCGAAGCGUGCUGGUCCAGAAGCCAAUUCUGCAGCUUCCGUGAACUUCAAGAGUCUAUA
Molecule: messenger RNA, 343 nt
Organism: Capronia epimyces CBS 606.96
Lineage: Eukaryota; Fungi; Ascomycota; Eurotiomycetes; Chaetothyriales; Herpotrichiellaceae
Exons: 1
Source: RefSeq, a predicted model, not a curated record